UAAUAAAUUGGGAAUCAGAGUUUCCUACAAACAUGCCCUCUCAGAAGACUUGCAAUUCACGACACAACUCACACUGUAGUAUUUCUAGUAAUCCUAAACCCACAUGAAUUCUGAUUCGUCUCACUGUUUAUAUAAGCCCUCAACGGUUCCUUCUAAAACCCACAUUCCUGAAUUGUUUCUUUGUUGUUGUUCUCUGCUUCUGUUUCUUUCUGCAAAAUUCAUCAAUGGAGAAAUUCCCAAAUCCCGAAACUCCAAAUUCACAGGUUGAAGAACUCGAUAGUUUCAAUUUUGAUCAACUUAGGCAACAACUUGAUCAACUAUGCAUCUCGAAGAACAAAUCUUUCGCCUUUCGUAAUGGGUCUUCAAUGGCAGCACAGUCACUGACGAUUGGUAAUAGUUACACUGGUUUUGUUUGUUCGCCGAGAAAAGACACAGCGGAGGAUGAUAAAAAGCCAGCUUCACCGCUAUUUCCACAGAGUGCCUGGACGUUUAAUGAUUACAUGAACCGCAAUAGAGAUUUAGCUGGAAAUCAUCAUUGGAGUGCUUCAGACCCUAAUAACGUUGGAAUUAUGGGUCAUAUGCCACAACGUCGUGACUAUUCCGUGGUGGGAUUCACCAUGGAUGAAAGAGAUCCACCCCUGGAAACUUGUAUGGUUGACCAACUUAUUGACUCGGCUGAGAUGUUAAUGACUCACAGAGACUGGCAUAAAGACUUUGCGAAGCUAGUUCAAUCAUUCGAUCAGGAUCAGCUAAGACGACUCACCUACAAGCUAACCGCAAAUCAUGAAUCGUUUCUCAAUGUAUCGCAACAGAGACACGGGUCAAAUUCAGUCAUGAAUCUCAUCAAAGUGCUAGCGAGGACACCAUUAAUAGAUCAUGUAGUUCUUGUUCUCUCCACUGAAUUUUGGUCUCUAAUGACCAACCAAUCAGGAUGUCAUGUUAUAACAAAGUGUUUAGAUAACCUCAGCACUCGGCAGAAUCAGUUACUAUAUGAAGCAGCCUUGAAGAACUGUCUUCAACUAGCGAAGCAUGAGUAUGGAUGCAGAAGCUUACAGACAUUCAUUACGAACUCAAAAAAUCCCUAUAAAGAUCAGCUCCUACACAUCGUCGCUGAACAUUCAUUGUGUCUCUCACAGGAUCGUUCAGGGAACUAUGUUGUUCAGCACGUCCUCGGUUACCACGAUCAAGUCUUUUCUAACAUGAUAUUUAAGGCACUUAAAGGUCACUAUGUGAGACUCUCAAAGCAAAAAGGUGGUAGUUAUGUGGUGGAGAAGUGUGUGAAUUCUGGAGCUAUGGAGCUUGUAGUUGAGGAUUUUAUUCUUGAGAAUAACAAAAGUUUUUCACAACUUGCCAAAAAUCCAUAUGGGAACUAUGUGAUCCAAGCAGCUCUGGAAAAAGCAAUGGCCGCGGACAGGAAACUUCAUGCAGAACUUGUAAAGAAAUUCACAGCAUGUGGCGAAUUGGGGAAAUCUGGAUUUGCACAAAAUAUAGUCCAAUUACUUCGAGUUCAGUCGCAAAGUUUGUUUCAAUGAGGAAAGAAUCCAUCUGUUGUGUCCUUGUGUGGUUUAGUAUAUUAUGUUUGCUUGUCCUUUAUUUGUCGUUGUGGUUCUUCAAGUGUAAUGGGUGAUAUACAGUUGAAACUAUGUUUUUGUAGAGGAAUGCAAUUGCAUUUCCAGAGAGUUAAAAAGAGAUUGUGCUCUGCUCUGCAAAUUGCAGUGCUUCCUCUUUUUUUCUCAGUUUUUGAGAGUUUGUUGUUCUAUUUCUUCCCGGAUGAAAUAGAGUUGUUUCUUUGUAAAAGGAGUUCAUGUUUAAUUUCAAAUUUAGCACCUUUUGUUGAAGCA
This is a messenger RNA of Tripterygium wilfordii, 1841 nucleotides long. Its product is annotated as pumilio homolog 18-like. Lineage: Eukaryota; Viridiplantae; Streptophyta; Magnoliopsida; Celastrales; Celastraceae. Gene Ontology annotation, cellular component: cytoplasm. The record is from RefSeq and is a predicted model, not a curated record. Gene Ontology annotation, biological process: post-transcriptional regulation of gene expression. The coding region runs from base 225 to 1532 and encodes 435 amino acids. The transcript has 6 exons. Gene Ontology annotation, molecular function: mRNA binding.